AUGAAGGUCGCCAUCGUAGGAGCUGGCUUUGCCGGCAUCUCCACCGCCAAGUACCUCAAGCAGUACGGCCACGAUGUCACCGUCUUUGAAGCCUGCGACGACCUCGGCGGCGUCUGGUCCAAAUCCCGUCGCUACCCCGGUCUCGCCACUCAGAACUCCAAGGAGACCUACAGCCUCUCGGACAUGAACAUGCCUCGUCACUACCCUACCUGGCCCGCCGCCCAGCAGGUGCAGGACUACCUCGACGCCUACACCGACAAGCACGAUCUGCGUCCGCUCAUGCAGUUCGGCACCCGCGUCGAACGCGCCGAUCCCAUACAAGACGGUUGGGAGAUCACCACCAAGAAAGGCGCUUCAACGCAAACGCAUCGUUUCCAACACCUCGUCGUCGCCACCGGUACAUUCUCGCGCGGCAAGAUUCCGGAUUACAAGGGGCAGGACGAGUUCAAAGCGGCAGGCGGUCACAUUUGUCACUCUUCCGACCUCGGCUUGGAUCCGCAAACCAUCGCGGGCAAGGACGUCAUCGUCGUAGGCUACGGAAAGAGCUCCUGCGAUGUCGCCAACGCCGUCUCUGCCAAUGCCAAGAGCACAACGCUGGUGGCACGUCGUUUGAUCUGGAAGUUGCCUCGCAUGAUCCGUGGCAUUCCGUACCAGUAUCUGCUCCUCACGCGUCUCGGCGAAUCCCUGUUCGAGUACAUCACACCGUCCGCUUUCGAGAGAUGGUUCAACUCCGGUUCCGGUCGAUUCAUCCGCAACGGGAUGCUCAACUCUCUCCAGUGGGUCGUUACCGGACAGCUCAAACUCGCCCAUCUCGGUCUCGUACCCGAAGGUCCGUUCGAAGAAAUCGCACGUAGCACCAUCUCUCUCUCCACCGAAGGACUCUACAAGAACAUCGAAGCAGGCAAGGUUUCAGUCCGAAGAGACGCUGAGAUUGAGCUUCUCACUACAUCCGAUUCGGGUAAACCCGUUGCUGUUCUCAAAGACGGUUCGGAGGUACCCUGCGAUCUGGUAGUGUGCGCAACGGGGUUCCACCAGGACGUACCUUUCCUCCCCGUCAACAUCCAGAAGAAAUUCCUCGAUGAAAACGACAACUUCCUGCUGCACAAACACAUCCUUCCCAUCGGCGUACCCAACCUCACGUUCAACGGCUACAACUCCUCCCUCUUCUGUCCUACUUCUUCGGAAGCUGCUGCGCUGUGGAUCUCCGCCCACCUCGCUGGCUUAACGCAUCUACCACCAGAAGACGAAAUGCUGGAAGAAGCAAAGUUCAAAUUGGCAUGGUUGGAUGCAAGAAGCAACGGAAAACACGCCCACGGAACAAACCUCGUCCCCUUCAGCCUCCACAGCAUCGACGAUACCCUCACCGAUAUCGACCUCCACCUCUCGACCUGGUCGACCAUUCGUCAGUGGUUGCUACCCGUGAGACCGAGCGAUUACGCUACCCUGGGGGCACAGCUCGGUAGCAGAAUCGAUGCAGCAGCGCAGAAGCAAAAAAGUUAA
Pseudozyma hubeiensis SY62 is the source of this 1500-nucleotide messenger RNA. RefSeq names its product predicted flavin-binding monooxygenase. The coding region runs from base 1 to 1500 and encodes 499 amino acids. Gene Ontology annotation, molecular function: NADP binding; N,N-dimethylaniline monooxygenase activity; flavin adenine dinucleotide binding. The transcript has a single exon. NCBI's taxonomy places the organism in Eukaryota, Fungi, Basidiomycota, Ustilaginomycetes, Ustilaginales, Ustilaginaceae. The record is from RefSeq and is a predicted model, not a curated record.